This is a messenger RNA of Aegilops tauschii subsp. strangulata, 1635 nucleotides long. The record is from RefSeq and is a predicted model, not a curated record. Lineage: Eukaryota; Viridiplantae; Streptophyta; Magnoliopsida; Poales; Poaceae.
AUGCCGGCCUUCGACAAGUUUGGGCUCGUGCGGGCGGGGCCUCCCUUGCCGCCUACCUCCUUGGUGGACCUGUCCUCCGGUGAUCAAUCCUCCGAGGCCACCGAGGACGAGGUUGUGGAGGAAUCCUCUGCCCCGCGGCAGAGGGAGCUCCUCCGUGACUUUCCCGAUGAUGAUGAUGAUGAUGCGCCUCCGGUGGUGGAGGUGCCUCGCCCUUCUGGAGUCACCACGAGAGCCGGGGUGUCCUCUUCUAAGCAGCCCAAGCGGACGGCCACGAAGAAGGGCAGGACCAUGCUGAUUCCCCCGGGCAGCGUUCCGCCUUCGCCGACGGCGUCCCGAGUGGCACCAACCGCGAGUUCUCCUGCUCCCAAGAGUUCAGCUCCGGCUGCCCCGUCUCGGCGCCCGCUGCUGGGCCUGAAGAGGAGCUAUGUCUUCGCCGACCAGCAGCAGUCGUCGAAGAAGCAGAAGGAGGGCGCGGAAGUCGCCGUGGUCGAAGGCGCCGAAGUGGCCGCCGCGGCCCUGGCGAAGGAGAGUGCCGCGGCCCCUGCAGCUCCGGCAUUGAUAUCAUCUCCCCAGGGUGUGGAAGCCCAUCCUCAGGAGGUGCCGACGCCUUCGGCGGGGCUGACCCCGCCGGCGCCCAUCCUCGCUGCAGCUGCUGAGGUUGCCCAGCCUCCGGAGCCCCUGGUCCUUCCUGAUGCUGAGUCGGGCCAUGGCGCUCCUGCCACCUUCGGGGCCCUGGAGGAGGCAAGGGCGGCGCUGAACCUCCUCCAGGGUGAACUUCGAGGCCCGGACCGGCGCUCGGCGUUGGGACGCCUGGGGCUGAUUUCUGGUUGGCUCCAGGCCGACGCGUUUGUCCGCGCGGCCUGGGGCUCUGCGGAGGAAGACCAGAAGGUGCUCGGGGUGGUUGCCACCGAGCGCGACCUGGCGCGGAAGGAGGCCACAGAAGCCGAGGAUUGGUGCCGCGUGGUGGAGGCUGAACUGAAGGCUCUUCAGGAUCAGCGGGCUGCCCAGGCCAGCCAGCUCCAGGAGCGUGAGGAGAAGCUGAAGGCCCAGGAGGCUGCCCUCGCCGAUCGAAACACCGAGGUGAAGAAGGCGGCCUUGGGGCAAGCUGUGGAGCGCGACCGCCUGACGAGGCUGAAGGAGGAGGCGGAGGCAGCCCAGGCGGCCCUUGCCGAGGCCAAGAAGGUGGCCGCCAUGGACAGCACCCUUGCCUCCCUCGAGGCGAGGUUCCACAAGGCUCAGCGGUCGCUUUUUGGGGACGAUCCCUUGAAGAAGGCGACGACGACGACCCCGAGGGAGAGCCCUGCUGCUCUGCUCCCUGAAGUCUUGGCAGUGCUCGAGGAUGCUGUUGACGGGUUUGGCUCUUUGGUGGAAAGUGAGGCGCGCUCGCUUUCUUCCUUAGCCCUUACGUGCGUCUUCAGCCAUCUCUACCUCCCGGACGCCGGCUUCGAUUUCUCCUCCUUCCUUGCUCCCGUGGACUCCGACUCCCAGGACGCUCCUGCUGCCGCCAUGAAGGGCUCCGUGGACGCCAUGCUGGGCAAGUUUCUGGUCGUCGGUCCUACGACCGGGGCCGAGGGGACGGGCGACGCGCGUGACGAUGGGGCUCCGCUGGCGGGUGACGGCGGCACCCAGGUCUGA